Molecule: messenger RNA, 2661 nt
Organism: Procambarus clarkii (red swamp crayfish)
Lineage: Eukaryota; Metazoa; Arthropoda; Malacostraca; Decapoda; Cambaridae
Source: RefSeq, a predicted model, not a curated record
AUGCUCCUCCCAGUUGCUGUGUGGUUAAUCAGCCGGAUACCUGGACCCAUCAGUCUGCCUAUUGUAGGAAAUGCUCUUAGCAUCACCACUGACAGUGUAGCGCUGUUCAAGCUGGGAGUGUGGCUGGUCAAGCGGUAUGGUCAGAUGAUGAGGGUAUGGAUAGGGAUGAGGCCCCUCGUCAUCAUCAGCGGCGCCAGGCAGGCCGAGGCACUACUCAGCAGCAUGAAGCACCUGGACAAGAGCCACCAGUACGACUUCUUCCGUCCCUGGAUCGGCACCACCGGACUCUUCGUCUCCAAGACCAAAGACUGGCACACCCGCAGGAAGCUCCUCACUCCGGCCUUCCACUUCAAGAUCCUGGAGAACCACCUGGAGGUGUUCAACAGCCAGAGCAACAAGCUGAUUAACAAGCUACAGAAGGAGGCCAACGGAGAGGAGUUCGACAUCUUUCCUUACAUCACCAACUGCACCUUAGAUAUCAUCUGCGAGGCGGCGAUGGGGUGUUCCGUCAACGCCCAGGACAACAGCGAGUCUGAUUACGUCAAGGCGGUCCACAGGAUUCAACACCUCAUCCAGAACCGGAUGAUCGUCCUCUGGCUGCAGCCCGACUUCAUCUUUUGGCUCCUGGGUUACGCCAAGGAGCAGGCGGGGCUCCUUAAGACACUUCACACCUUCACGCGGAACAUCGUCAAGACCAGGAGGAUCCUGUACGAACAGAAGAAAGCUGGGAUCACUAGCGAGGACGACAAGCACCUGGGUAAAAAACAACGCCUGGCCUUCCUGGACCUGCUGCUGGAGUACUCCGAAGGCGGCGCAGUGCUCUCCGACGAAGACAUCCGGGAGGAGGUGGACCUCUUCGUCUUCGCCGGCUACGACACCACCACCGUCGCCAUCAACUGGUGCCUCUACAUCCUGGGCAGGCACCCUGAGAUACAGGCGCGGGUUCACAAGGAGCUGGACGCCAUCUUCGAAGGGUCGGAGCGGGCGGCCACCAUGGACGACGUCCGACAGAUGAAGUACACAGAGAACUGCAUCAAAGAAGCCCUCAGACUCUUCCCCUCUGUUCCCUACAUCGGCAGACACCUCAGCGAGGAUAUUACAAUUGGAAAAUACCGCAUCCCUGCCGGCGCCUCCGUCAUGGUCUUCAACUACGCACUACAUCGUGACCCUGAGCAAUUCCCGGACCCGGAGGUGUACGACCCUGACCGCUUCUUGCCGGAGAAUGCUAGUAAGCGUCACCCCUACGCCUACAACGCCUUCAGCGCCGGUCCUAGGAACUGCAUCGGUCAGAAGUUCGGCAUGAUCGAGGAGAAAGUAGUGGUGAGUAGCGUGCUUCGGAAGUUCCGGGUGGAGAGUGUCACACCCAGGAAGAAACUUCAGCUCCUGAGUGAGAUCGUCCUCAAACCCAAAGAUGGAAACCUAAUGAAGCUGUUCCCAAGAGUGCAUUAGAAUCAGACCUCAAGUGCGUUUUUCGCCACCGGGCGAGACAAGGUCUUAGAAGGACGACAAGAAACGCUGAGAGUCGCGAAGAUCUUAAAUAAUGUGUUCAGCAGAAGAGCUGAGAAUCCUCCCUCAUGGCCAACCUUUACACGCAGCAAGGGUUAAUGUUGGCUAAUGAGAAAGAACAAUGUAUUUCCGUUAUUUUGUUGUAAAAAAAACGGCAUUUUAAGGAUAUCUCAAUAUAACUGAUAGUAGAGACUACCCGCACUUUUGUUAAUGUGGCGACAAUAUUGCCAAUAACGCAAUAGGGACAGCUUGGUCAACAGCAAGUAUUCCAUUUAACAUUUAAACUUUUAGCUGUAAACUGUUUAUUGUAGUGGGAAGUGUACUUUACCUCCUCAUGCCUACGAAGAGUAACAUCUUUGUUUUUAGCCUAUUAGGUCUAUUAGGCCUAUUAGAUCUAUUAGGUCUAUAUCAGUCUAUUAGAUCUAUUAAGUUAUUACUAUUGUUUUGAUAGAGUUUUACAUCAUGUUAUUGUAUGGAAUUCCUCAACUUGGUCACUGCUGUACACAGCACUCUCAUUCACACUCACAGCUCGACUUGCUGUGCUCUGUCAGCGUAAGAGAAGGUACUAAGACAGUAUAUCCCUUGAAAUGAUAUGAGAACAGCAUAGUUGCUGGGAGUGACGCGUUCGGGUUCUAAUGUCCAUUGGCAGAACUCGCACACACACACACAGUUGAUUGACAGUUGAGAGGCGGGACCAAAGAGCCAAAGCUCAACCCCCGCAAGCACAACUAGGAAUGACCUCCCCAAAUGUGACUAAAAGCUAUACUUCUCUCAACCAGUUUAAAGGAGAGACUAAGAAAUAUAUAAUAAACAUUAUGUAACAAAUUUCUUUCACAUUUCCUCAUUCUAAAUAAGUCAAUAAUGUGUUUUGCUGUUAUUGUUAACAUUAAAUACUAUGUUUUUUCCUGUUGUUAAAUUAUCACUUUGUAUACUGUAUAUCAUUUAUUAAAUUUGUGAACAAUUUAUAUAUAUGUUAGCUCACUUUUCGUUUAAGUUAUCCCCAUCAAUUCUAUAUAUAAUUUAGUUUAACUUAAUUAUUUAAAGUAAUGCCUGAAAUGUUCUGUGUAUUAGUGGCUUUAUUAAAUGAACUCUGUAACAGUCAUUUAGCCACUGUAUCAUGUUCUUUAUAUUUUUUAAAUAAAUAUUAUUAUUAUU